Messenger RNA from Schistocerca americana (American grasshopper), 1541 nucleotides. RefSeq lists its product as uncharacterized. The record is from RefSeq and is a predicted model, not a curated record. The coding region runs from base 96 to 1376 and encodes 426 amino acids. NCBI's taxonomy places the organism in Eukaryota, Metazoa, Arthropoda, Insecta, Orthoptera, Acrididae. The transcript has 10 exons.
AGCUAGCGACCCAUCGGCACGUUGGAAGAUCAGUGAACGGUUCUUUUCGAGGAUGCGCUACGUUUUAGUAACACUCAUAGUAAUCUGUUUUUCACAUGAUGAAAGUGCUGGGUACUACGGACAGAUCAUAUGCAGUAGUACCACAUGAUCGAAAUUAUGCAGAUAAAGGAUUUUUUGUUGAUGUUAAUUGUGUAGGUGAUGAGUAUAAUGUUAAACAGUGCAAAUGGUUCUCAAUAUACAAUAGUUCAUGCCAUUAUUUACUUGCUAUUAAAUGUAUAGAUUGUAACAACUCUUUAACAAUUGCUGGCGAUGAAUUAUCAGUUGUAACUCUUCCUCAGUAUUCACCUUGUGGAGUGGAAUCAGCUUGUGAAUGGAAUAUUUAUCUGAAGAAAAUGGAAAGGAAGGUUACACCUAUCAAAUUUCAAAGCUACAAGAACAUUACUGGCAAUGGAGCACAGAUGAGGAAAAGAAUUCUUGCAUUAAGCUGGGUAGAUUAUCAGGAGGAAACACAUUUCAUAGAAGGAACUGAUGAAAAUUUCACUGCUAAAAGUCUGGAAGUUGCAUCAGAUAAAUUUGUUUUGCAUUACUUUGCCCAGAACUGCAGUACACUUGUAGCUCAAGAAAGAGUACAGCUUGUGAUAAAUGACAAUCAACAGCCAACAGGUUACAUUAAUGAGGAAUCUACAAGAUUACUGGCACUUAUUUUGCCACUGUGUGUUGCUGUAGCUGGAAUUACAACUCUGAUUGUCUGCAUAUGCUACAAUAUAAAAAAUAAAGCAAGGUUUCAAGAGUAUCGCUUGGAUGCAGUAGGCUCAUACAAGAGCCUUAACUGCUUGACUGGCAUGACAUCACCUCAAAAAACAACUGUUGAUGAUUACCUGGUAACACCAUGGGGCAAAGAUUACAAAGUCCAUGAAGAAAAUAAUGAAAUACAACUUGGCUCUGUCACCAAAUACACAAUAAACAGAAACAAUAUCCAUGAUCAUGAGAGUGAAAGAAAAGUUGACACGAGCAGUACCUUUGAGGUUAAAAGAAAACAUCCUUUUACAAGUAAUCACAAGAUAAAGGCUGACACAGCAUAUUCAGUCAAGAGACAUCAGUUAUCUGAAGUGCCGAUCCCAAGAAACAGCAAUCAACGAUCCAGCCUUAGCAAACAAAUCAGCUCAGAAACGGAGACUACUUACUCCUGCAGGAACUCCGAAUUGGAACCUACUUAUUCCUGCAGGAGCUCAGAGUCUGAGAAAAGCUAUUUCUCUGUAACUCACUAUGGAGAUGCAGAUUAUGCCUGUUCAGAAGCAGGUACAUUCAUUAGUAUCAAUUCAGAACAUUCUGCUCCUGUGACUGUAGAAGAGUAUGGUUCUGUUCAGUCUCUAUAAGGAACAGUACAAAAAGUUUAUCCUUUGUGACUUUGAGAUACUUCAUGCAUGUUGAUAUUUUCAGAACCUGUGCAUGUAAGGAAAAAAGUUUGUACUUUCUUUUGUACUCAUUUUGGUGCUAUACCACUUUCAUUUUGUUACUCACUUCAUUAGCUCAUGUAUAUA